AUGGGAACACCUGCGACACCUCAAUCCAAGCGAUACCAGAUGAUGGCAUUGACAAUGAUUGGUGCAUGUCAGUUUAUCUGUGUUGGACCAGAGUCCACUUACUCUGUGAUUGGCACUCGUGGAGCAAGUCCUGGAUCAGCAUUCGAAUCAUUCAAUGGCAAGAGUAUCCAGGUGUGUGUUGGAUCAUGGGAGCCAAAGACACCGACAUCACUGGUGGGCAGCUCACAAUAUGGAAUGAUGGACAAUGAGGCACCACUCUUCAAUGUACCUAUGUUGACCAACAUGUAUCAACAUCAAACACCAAUGGCAAACAUCCCAAGCAACAAAGCAUUUGGCAACAUCUUCAGAGCUGAGCCAGCAUACAAUGGGACACUUCUUCACCCAGCUGGUCGUGUCACCAAGGCUCUCUUGGUGGGUUUGUCAUAUUACAACACAGUUGAACAACCCAGUCAAGGCAUCGAGUUUCAAAUCCAAGAACAUGCUCGCGCGCUGGUCCAAGGUGGAUAUGUCUUGCCACAGAACAUCAGAAUGCUCACAGAGGCCUUGACAGAAGUCUCCAACGAUGGAACAUAUGUCAACGGACCAUCAUGGCUGUGCAUCAAGAAUGAGAUCAUCAACUGGUUGGUGGCAGGCGCACAGGCUGGUGACACACUCUACUUUGAGUUCCUCGGUCGUGGCUUCUCGAGCGACACCUACCCAUUUGGAUUGGUCACCAUGAACAAAGACUUCACUGCAGCCGACCACACCAAUUUGACCAUCGAUGACUUCAAGUUCUGCUUCUCCUCACUGGCCGCUGGCGUCAACCUCACAUUGUUGGUGGACUGCUCAUACUCAUCGGAAAUGGUGUCAACAUGGUCACAAGGUAUCCUGUCCCAGACCUCAGGACUGUUUGCCUCAUCGCCAUACAACAUACUCCCACCAUCCACUCAACAAUCGAUUGGACUUACACCAAUGGUCACUCGCAUCCUCAAAGAGAGUGGAUCAACUCAGUUGACUUAUAAUCAGAUCAUCGCACAAGCUCAAGCUGAGAAGUAA
Molecule: messenger RNA, 1035 nt
Organism: Acytostelium subglobosum LB1
Lineage: Eukaryota; Evosea; Eumycetozoa; Acytosteliales; Acytosteliaceae
Exons: 1
Coding region: 1-1035 (344 amino acids)
Source: RefSeq, a predicted model, not a curated record